GUCAUCUUGAACCCCAUCUUGCAUAUAGUCUGCGUCGUACGAGUCAAAGCCAUAUAAAUGCUAGCGACGGCCCGCUCAUAUAUCUAACGUGCAUGAGGGAAAGCUUCGUAGUGGAUGGAUCCGUUUGAAGGCUAGUUUGGUUUAUCCAUCGUCGAUGUCGGUAUAGUCACCGACAUCUAUGGGAUUGUCGUCACUUGGGGUCCGCCUCCUCCUCGCUCUCCGGCAAGACCUUGGAUCCUCGGAAUAUGCCAUCUUAUAGCCCGCUUCUCGAUAUGUCUACCCGGCGGAUUCCCGCAGACCAAUGACUUUUGUUCAGGAAGGUUCUACGUGCCACACGCCAUGCAACUGACCAUCAUCUCUCAAACUCAUGCGCUCCUGACAAGGCCUUUCUCCCUACAGUCGAACUCGUUCUGCGCUGGGGAUACUUCCCAUAGCAAUGGCACGCCGAUGAACGUAGGCGACAAUCCUGUCGUCGAAGAUCACACGGCCGCCGCUGACUUUGGCGACGUCGACGGCCUUCAAGCAAUCCGUAUCUUCGAGCCUUGCCAGUCGGACAACGUUGGAGAAGUGUACGAUUUACGAGAAUAAUCGUCGCAUUCGUAUGGUUCGCCCCUGCUGGUACAACACUGACUUGCGUAUUUCUGACGGUAGCACUAUGAGCAUCGGAGCCUCACGAAAGGAAGGCUGGAUCGAUGACGGUUCGAUCAACAAUCCUACCAUCAACAGC
Dichomitus squalens LYAD-421 SS1 is the source of this 727-nucleotide messenger RNA. RefSeq lists its product as uncharacterized. The transcript is spliced from 2 exons. Lineage: Eukaryota; Fungi; Basidiomycota; Agaricomycetes; Polyporales; Polyporaceae. Bases 340 to 588 code for a protein of 82 amino acids. The record is from RefSeq and is a predicted model, not a curated record.